Amphimedon queenslandica is the source of this 664-nucleotide messenger RNA. Its product is annotated as sorting nexin-2-like. NCBI's taxonomy places the organism in Eukaryota, Metazoa, Porifera, Demospongiae, Haplosclerida, Niphatidae. The transcript is spliced from 4 exons. The annotation marks the transcript as partial. The record is from RefSeq and is a predicted model, not a curated record. Gene Ontology annotation, molecular function: phosphatidylinositol binding. Gene Ontology annotation, biological process: early endosome to Golgi transport. Gene Ontology annotation, cellular component: endosome membrane; endosome.
AUGGCCGACGAACCUCCUCCUCUGGAUGUGGAAGCUAGCCCUCCGCCAGACGAUAACGACGAAUUAUCAGAGGAUAACAUAUUCGGCAAGCCAUCAUUAGAUGAGCCAGAGCCUGCGAAAAAGGAAGAGACUAAAAAGGAAGAAGAUCUUUUUGGAGAGGAAGAGGAGACAGAGGCUCCACCUGCAUCCACUGAACGCCCACACACUGACAGUGAGCCACCAACACUGGAACCCGAUGACCCGGAGCCUCCUCCUCCAGUAGUGGAGGUACCUCCGGCUGCAGAGAAACCAGUCACCACCUCAGCUCCGAGUGGAGGGGAUCUCUUUGACGAAGAAGGAGAGGAGGAGCCUAAGCAGAAACCAGUUACACAGGAAGCCGAGGCUCCUGCUAGUAAGGAGGAAGAGGAGGAGGAGGAGGAAGAAGAGGAUAUUGAUCAAUAUGAGCUGACCAUUACUGUAGCCGAACCUGAGAAAGUUGGCGAUGGAAUGGGUGCUUACAUGACUUAUCUCGUCACGACAAAGACAACUCUUCCCUCGUUUAAAGAACCAGAAGUCUUUGUUAGGAGGAGAUUCAGUGAUUUCUUGGGUCUUUACUAUCGUCUGUCAGAGAAAUUCAUGUGCAUGGGAUACAUAGUCCCUCCAGCACCUGAGAAAAGUGUUACAG